UCCCAGUUUCCUGAAGCAACUAAAUGUAGUGGUGACUUAAUAGCACCGCCCACCUGGUAGAUACCUACAUUCAAACCAAAUGCAUUAUUGUCACCGCAAGUUCCUCUAUGGCUGCAUAUUGGGAAUACUUCACACAAUGUUUGGUUUUAUUGUUGUUUUUCUGUAAAAUGUAAGAUUGUAUUUCCCGUCAAGGCUCUGAAACGAUAUUACUCAUGCUUUGCUGGACCAGAAACGACUCGCAGACUUCGUUAAAUCAGACGGAGAGGUUCACAUUUUGGUUUUACAGAGUAUGUUUUGUAUGAAAAAGCUGCAGACAUGAGGAUCACAGACAGCGUGUUGCGAAGUUUCAGGGUCGCGAGAACAUACCGAGAAAACUCUCAGAAAGUAAACUGCGUGGACUUCAGCCCAAAUGGUGAAAAUGCGAUAUCGAGCAGCGAUGACGACUGCAUUGUGUUGUAUGACAUCAGAGAGGGGAAACCUAAAAGGACCCUGUACAGUAAGAAGUAUGGAGUCGACCUCAUCCGCUACACACAUGGAGACACACAGACAGUGGUCUACAGCUCUAACAAGCUAGAUGAUACUAUCCGAUACCUGUCACUCACUGACAACCAGUACAUCAGGUAUUUCCCAGGUCACACUGCAAGAGUUAUCGCUCUCUCCAUGUCACCUGUGGAUGAUACGUUUAUCUCGGGCUCGUUGGACAAAACGAUCCGGAUCUGGGAUCUGCGUGCUCCGCACUGUCAAGGUUUGACCAAUCCACUGGGGAAACCUGUUUGUUCCUUUGACCCUGAUGGGCUGAUAUUUGCUGCAGGGGUGGAAUCACAGGCCAUUAAACUAUACGACCUUCGUGCUUUUGACAAGGGUCCCUUUGCCUCCUUUGAGACGAGGUUUAAUCGCGUCUGUGACUGGACUGGACUCAAAUUCAGUAACGAUGGGAAGCAGAUUCUCAUCUCCACCAACGCAGGGAUGAUCCGUGUCCUGAAUGCUUUCAAUGGAUCUGUGCUGCACACUUUUUCUGGCUACAACAACAGUAAAGGCAUCUCUCUGGAGGCCUGUUUCACUCCUGACUCUCAGUUUGUCAUGAUUGGCUCAGAGGACGGCAGAGUCCAUGUUUGGAGCACUGAGAGUGGGAUGAAGGUGGCUGUGCUGGAUGGGAAACAUCCAGGACCCAUCAACACUCUGCAGUUUAACCCCAGAUACAUGACGUUUGCCAGUGCCUGCACUAACAUGCUGGUGUUAGAUUCAUACAGAGAGCCAGUACACAGCUGGGAUAAGGAUUACGAUCAGUUCCUGCUUCCUCUGCUCACACCUCAGGAGCCCUGCUACAUCCUCUACCGUCUGGACUCCCAGAAUGCACAGGGAUACGAGUGGAUCUUCAUCGCCUGGUCACCUGACCAAUCACCAGUGAGGCAGAAGAUGGUGUAUGCAGCGACCCGUGCCACACUGAAGAAAGAGUUUGGAGGAGGUCACAUUAAAGAUGAAAUAUUUGGCACAGUUGAAGACGACCUGUGCUUCCAGGGAUACCUGCGACACAUGUCCUCCAGCUGCUCCCCGGCUCCACUCACAGCAGCCGAGCAGGAACUGCAACGAAUUAAAGUCACAGAGGACAAGGUUGUGUGGGAUGAACGCAGACGGGUUGGGACUCCAACAGCACGAGCGAGGGUUACGAUGGAGUUUGGCUUAGACAAAAGGGCACAAACACUUCAAGGUCUUGCAUUCCCGUUACAAGAAGAGGCCAAACGAGCUCUGCAGCAACUCAAGCAGAGACGCAUCAACUACAUACAGCUGAGGCUGGAUGUAGAGAAAGAGACCAUUGAGCUGGUUCACACCAAACCGACAGAGACCCGUGAGCUUCCCUACAGGAUUCCCACAGAUUCACCCAGAUACCACUUCUUUAUCUUCAAACAUUCCCACCAGGGUCAGCUGCAGGAGGCGCUGGUGUUUAUAUAUUCGAUGCCCGGCUACACAUGUAGUAUCAAAGAACGGAUGUUGUACUCCAGCUGUAAGAACAGACUACUGGACGAGGUGGAGAGAGACUACCAGCUGGAGGUCACCAAAAAGAUGGAGAUAGACAAUGGCGACGGCCUGACAGAAGACUUCCUGUACGAGGAGGUCCACCCAAUGGAGCACACCUUAAAGCAGGCCUUUGCCAAGCCCCGCGGACCGGGAGGGAAAAGGGGCAACAAACGCCUCAUCAAGGGUGCCGGGGAGAACGGGGAAGAAAGUUAGACAUUAUAAACAGACACAGACACGCAGACACACACACACACACACACACACACACACACACACACACACACACACAAGGCAUUACACACUAGUACACAAGCAAACCAACACGAUAUCUGUGAAUUGACUUGUUAUUUGACUGUUUAGCUUCUUUACAUUCCUUUCUUUUUACCUACAAAAACACACCAAACAGGGAAAAUAGAUCCACCAUAAAGCAGAAAUCAUAUUUGUUUCCUGUGGUGAAAGAAAGGCAUUUUAUAAAAGUGAUAUUUAAGACUUUAAAUUCUCUUUAAGAUACACCAAAGGCACUGCUUUAUCAAACCUGAACAAGAACAGUGUUGGCAGUUUGAAUCCAGUCAGGGUGACUGGUUAGCAUUGCUGCCUCACAGCAAGAGGGUCUCUGGUUCGAACACCGGAGUGGGGGAGCUCUUCUGUGCGGAGUUUGCAUGUCUUCCCGGUAUCAGCGUGGGUUUUCUCCGUGUACUCCAGUUUCCUCCCACAGUCCAAAGACAUGCAGUUAAAUUGGUGACUUUAAAUUGCCUGUAGGUGUGAAUAGUUGUCUGUCGCUAUAUGUCAGCCUUGCGAUAGUCUAGCGAUUUGUCCAGGGUGUACCCCGCUGCUCACCCAAUGUCAGCUGGGAUACGCUCCAGCACCCCUGCGACCCCUAACAGAAUAAGUGGUUACAGAAAAUUAAUGUAUUAAUGUAGUGGAGAUUGAAUACUUUGCAGAGAUACCAAAUAUGUCAGGCUGAAUUUUUGGGGAAAGUGUUUAAUGCACAAAACAUCUACAAUGUUUCCCUAAUGUGAAAUGGUGAAAAACAUAAAUGAACACGGAGUCUUGGGUUUAAUUGUGUCACUCUGUAAACAUAUAAAGCUUUGUAUUAAGACUUGAACAAGCUGGUACACAUAAUAUAUGACAGGAAAAUUAAAUUUGGGAAAAGAAAAUUAUUCACUUUCUUGCUGAGAGUUGGAUGAGAAGACUGACACCACUCGUGUUUGUAUGUUAAGUGUGAGGCUACAACUUGCAGCUUGUUAGCUUAGCUUAGCUUAGCUUAACAUAAAGAUUGAAAACACCAAGGGUAACAAAAUCUGUCUACCACCACCUCUAAAGUAAUGUUGUUCCCAUACAGAUACCAGUAUCAAAAAUGCCCCCAUUACUGCCUAAAAUGCUGGAUCGGGUAUCUGUGAGUGUGCAAUUCUGUGCAACAUUAUGAUUCCGCGUAAUUUAUUAAUAAACUUUAAACUAGUUUCACACGUGGUUAAAGGCCAGUUUCCGGAAAUCAAUUAUUUUUCGCUACUCUGAAACAGGAGCCUACACAGCAAGUUGUCCUGCGCAGCCUCUGGCAGCUGCUGUUUUAGAGCAAUGAAGAAGAUUUGAUUUUUCUGUAAAUAGUGGAACAGAAUUGUACUCAGUAUUGGCCGAUAAACAAGCUCAGGUAUCAGAUCAGUAUCAAAAAGGAAAAAUGGUUUCAAAAUAUCCCCACUCUAAUAAUCAGCAGGCCAAUUAACGCGUCAUUUCUCUUUUGUUGAAUCCAUACAGUUUGGACACCACAGAUAACAACUUGAUAUUAAAGGGUUAAAGGGCCUUUUAAAUUUAGUUUCUUGAUUAUUAACAUUUGCCAAUUCCUAUCCAAGUUGACGGCAACAUUUCCCAUCUGCCCUCUCCUCUCUCUGCUCUCCACUUAAGGAGCUUAUUAUUCUUACUGGUAUCAAUAAUUCUGAUUCACAAUGUUCAGGAAAUGGUUAUGAAAUUUCUGUCUUAGGGUGGAACAGCCUUUAUAUUGCCUGAGUAUAGGCAGCCUAUGCUUUACCCACAGUUCACUUUUUACCAAAUUUAUCCAUGUCACAUCUACAGUUGCCUUCUUCAGUCACCUGAGCGAGGUUUGACUACACUCAGCUGAAGGCUGUUGUUUU
Molecule: messenger RNA, 4142 nt
Organism: Epinephelus lanceolatus (giant grouper)
Lineage: Eukaryota; Metazoa; Chordata; Actinopteri; Perciformes; Serranidae
Source: RefSeq, a predicted model, not a curated record